AUGGCUGGCAAUUUCUGGCUCGUGUACCACGACCUUCUCGAAAGCGACGAAGAGGUCGCCUUGGACUGGUGGACGGAUAUAGCGGACAUUCGGUUUGACAAAAUGGCUUUGGCUCAGCACGAUGCCGGCCUAUUUACGCACUACUUCCUCCCGACCGGCACCGUCGGCCCGAUCCUCUCCCUCUACGAGACCGCCGAGCCGCUCACGCGCGACGAGUUUGAGCGGAGGCGCGCGCUGGCUGAGUAUGGCUAUGUUGAGAGUCAACUAGUCACGCACGCCGAGACUGGGACGCCUCUCCCCAUCACCACGCUCUCGCCGCUGCUGCCGCCGGCGACGACACCGCCGUCCGCAUGGCCGACCUCGUCCUCGGAGGUGCUCGCGCGGCACCCCUCCUUUGCGCGGCAGGCCAUCCUCCUCCGCGUCGACGCCCGCAAGGACCUCAACCGCCACGCGGUCGCACGCAAGGCGGCGGAGCUGCAGGACGGCGACGCUCCGCCGCCGCCGCUGGCCGCCGAGACGACGGGCUCGUACUUUCUAGUGCGGCACGUGCCACUCGCCGAGGGCGCCGCCGAGGCGCUCUGUGACCGCGUGCGCAACGCCGGCCGCCUCACCUCGCCGCACCCGGCGCAGCUGCACAACCAUCUGCUGCUGCCCGCCGGCGGAGAGGGUGGCGGGUCGGUCUUCACGCUGUGGGAGACGAAGGCCCCGAUGGAGGCCGAAGUCUUCCAGGCCUUCAUCGACUCGCCAAACAGCCCCGCGUCGGUUGAGCUCUUCGACAGCACCACGCACGCGGUGGCGGCCGGCACGGGCUUGCUCCCCGCCGCCGCCUUCCCGCAGACGCUGAGCUUCGCGCAAAAGCUGCAGUUCCCCUUCAUGGACGACUCCAUGGGCGCCGUCCGCUCCGUCGGCGACAUGGUCCGCUCGAUGGGCGAGCUGCUGGACGAAGAGUCGCCGGCCGAGCAGGUGCUGUAUGGCACUUGGAGCCAGGAGGCGGUGGCGUCGGAGCAGGUGCCGUAUACGAGGCCGCGGGAGGCCGGGGCUUCGCCCGCCACCGCGACGCGCGAGGCGAUCGAGGAGAAGCUCAGGGCGCCGUUCGCCGUGCGUGCGCCCUUCCGCUCGCAAAAGGAGGCGCGGAAGCAGCUGCUCGAGCAGCAGGCCGGCCAGAUCAAGGACGCGCUCGACGAUGCGCGCAAGAAGUAG
Emiliania huxleyi CCMP1516 is the source of this 1200-nucleotide messenger RNA. RefSeq lists its product as hypothetical. The record is from RefSeq and is a predicted model, not a curated record. NCBI's taxonomy places the organism in Eukaryota, Haptophyta, Isochrysidales, Noelaerhabdaceae. The coding region runs from base 1 to 1200 and encodes 399 amino acids. The transcript is spliced from 4 exons.